AAACCAUCACAAGCUCUAGUUUUCCAGCUCUGCAGCACACAAGCUAGUUAAGCUCCUGCAACCUCCAAGAAACUAGGCAAUCGUUUCCUCCUCUGCUUCAGUAUCUCCCCUUCCAGCAGUAGCUAAGCUGCCAUAUGGCGACAAGCAGGCUUGCGCUCGUGUCCGUGUUUGCCGCAGCCGUCCUGCUGGGCAUGGCGUCGGCGGCGACCUACAACGUCGGCGAGCCGGCCGGGUCCUGGGACCUGCGUACCAACUACGGCACCUGGGUCUCCUCCAAGAGGUUCCACCCGGGUGACCAGACCGUGUUCAAGUACUCGCCCCAGGCGCACGACGUGGUGGAGGUGAACAAGGCGGACUACGACUCCUGCUCAAUCGCCAGCCCCGUCGCCACCCACAACUCCGGCAACGACGCCAUCGCCCUGGCCUCCCCCGGCACCCGCUACUUCAUCUGCGGCUUCCCUGGCCACUGCGACGCGGGCAUGAAGAUCCAGAUCAACGUCGUGCCCAGCGCCAACUCCCUCGGCCCCGCCAGCGCUCCUGCCGCCAACUCUCCCGUCUCUCCCCCGCCCAUGUCCGCGCCCUCUUCCGCCGCUACCAAGGCCACCGGUUUCGGCGCCCUUGCCGCCGUCAUGAUCGCCGCAGGCCUCAUGGCUUACUAGAUACUCUGUCGCUUGCUGCGUACAUUUAGUUUUCCUUAGAUAUUAUAUAUACGUUGUAUUGUAUUCUUUUGAGAGAUCAGAGUUCAGACGAAUGACAUGGCAUACAUGUAUCUACGUAAAGACAGAUGACUAGUUUAUACAUUAUUCAUAUUGUAUAUCAUUCAGGUUUCGCUCUUCGGUGUAUGUAUCGAUAUUCAUUCAGAUAGAUAGAGAUAGAGAUGAC
This is a messenger RNA of Zea mays, 882 nucleotides long. RefSeq lists its product as uncharacterized. Gene Ontology annotation, molecular function: electron transfer activity. NCBI's taxonomy places the organism in Eukaryota, Viridiplantae, Streptophyta, Magnoliopsida, Poales, Poaceae. The record is from RefSeq and is marked validated. Gene Ontology annotation, cellular component: plasma membrane.